Messenger RNA from Maylandia zebra (zebra mbuna), 6303 nucleotides. RefSeq names its product microtubule associated monooxygenase, calponin and LIM domain containing 3b (gene mical3b). NCBI's taxonomy places the organism in Eukaryota, Metazoa, Chordata, Actinopteri, Cichliformes, Cichlidae. Gene Ontology annotation, molecular function: protein binding; FAD binding. The record is from RefSeq and is a predicted model, not a curated record.
GAGGACAUUUGACCACACUGACAGGCUUGUGUCUGUGUGAUUAAAGUGGAUUAGUGUGUGCUGGGGAGCAGUAGCAGUUGGAGGCGAGCAGCAGGCGGCUGGCAGCUCUGACAUACAGAGAGCGAGCUGGAGAUCACAGGUGACAUCAUCAGCAGGUGACAUCCUUCCCAUGGUGCCCUGCAGCCUCAGAGGUCACCAUGGAAGACCAGUCUUUCCCAGAAUGCCAAGCUCAGGAGCUGUUUGAUGAGUUUGUAUCAGCAUCAACCUGCAGGGCGGCGCUGCGCUCCUUCAGCCAGCUUUGUGAACAUCUGCAGCUGGACCCGAGCACUGCCGAAAGGCCACUGUACCGACCGAUUAAACGCCGCCUUAACUACUGGAGGGCGAAUGGUCUGUGGGCCAAGCUGGACCGGAGGGGGGCGCAGGAGGAGUACCAGAGGGCACGAGCCUGCAGCGAUGUGACUUGUGUUAUCAUUGGUGCAGGGCCUUGCGGUCUGCGGACAGCAGUGGAGCUGAGCUUCAUGGGAGCUCGAGUGGUGCUGCUGGAGAAGAGGGACUCCUUCUCCAGGAACAAUGUGCUCCACUUAUGGCCUUUCACCAUCCACGACCUGCGGGGCCUUGGAGCCAAAAAGUUCUAUGGAAGGUUUUGUGCCGGCUCCAUCGACCACAUCAGUAUUCGCCAACUGCAGCUUGUCCUGCUGAAGGUCGCCCUGCUCCUGGGGGUCGAAGUUCAUGUCAAUGUGGAGUUUAAAAAGCUGGUGGAGCCAGCAGAGGACCAGCACAGACACAAGCUGGGCUGGAGAAUGGAGGUGAGUCCAAAGAAUCACCCUGUGAGUCAGCUGGAGUUUGAUGUAAUAAUCGGAGCAGAUGGACGCAGGAACACGCUGCCAGGUUUCAGGCGUAAAGAGUUCAGGGGGAAGCUUGCCAUCGCCAUCACAGCAAACUUCAAGAACAGAAACACCACAGCUGAGGCCAAAGUGGAGGAGAUCAGCGGUGUGGCAUUCAUCUUUAACCAAAGGUUUUUCCAGGAACUACGGCAGGAAACUGGGAUUAACUUGGAGAAUAUUGUGUACUACAAAGACGACACACACUAUUUUGUGAUGACGGCAAAGAAACAGAGUCUAUUGGAAAAAGGAGUAAUUCUGCAGGAUUUUGCAGACACAGAGCUGCUCCUCUCUCGAGGGAACGUUGACCAGAAUGCAUUGCAGGCAUAUGCCCGUGAGGCUGCAGACUUCUCCACCAAUCACCAGCUGCCAACUCUGGACUUUGCCAUGAAUCACUAUGGUCAGCCUGAUGUUGCCAUGUUCGACUUCACCUGCAUGUAUGCAUCAGAGAACGCUGCUAUGGUUCGCCAACGCCACGGACACCAGCUGCUGGUCACACUGGUUGGAGACAGCCUAUUGGAGCCCUUCUGGCCGAUGGGGACGGGAGUCGCUCGAGGGUUUCUGGCAGCUCUGGAUUCGGCUUGGAUGAUACGAAGUUGGGCUCAGGGCGCAGCUCCACUGGAUGUCCUGGCUGAGAGAGAGAGUUUGUACCGUCUCCUCCCUCAGACGACUCCAGAGAACAUGCAAAAGAACAUCACUCUGUUCUCUGUAGAUCCAACAACAAGAUACAUGAACACCAGCCUUUUGACCAUCACACCUGCCCAGGUGAGGCACCUGGUUGACACAGGAGAAGAGGUGGGGCUAACCACAGACUGCAGUGAUAUCAUCCGGCUCCCCUCCCCCAGAUACCUCAGACAGGAAUCCUUCUCUCGAUCCAAUCAGCUGCUGACUUGGUGUCAGGAACAGACUUGUGGUUACCAUGGCGUUAAUGUUACUGACCUGACUACUUCCUGGAGGAGUGGCCUCGCCCUGUGUGCUCUUAUCCACCGAUACCGAUCUGAUCUGAUAGACUUUGACUCUCUGGACGAGUCGUCAGUGGAAGAAAACACUCGACUCGGCUUUGAUGUGGCUGAACGAGAGUUUGGGAUUUCUCCAUUGAUGACGGUGGAGGAAAUGUCGUCUGUGGAAGAGCCGGACUCUCUGUCGAUGGUUAUGUACCUGAGCCAGUUUUACCAACUGCUCAAAGACUCGCCGCCCCCUAUGGGCUGCCUGAGGCACAUCACUGACCUGCGAUCAGCUCUCAUCGCUCCCGCCUCCCUCCUCAGCCGACUGGGAACCAGUUUGUCCAGGAAGAGAAACCCAAAGGAGCAUGGGGGGGCAUUGGGUAAAAAGAGGAAGACCAGUCAGCGGAGUCGAGAGCAGCAGGAGUCAUGUGACCUGAAUGGUGAUGUUGAGAGCCAGUCGUUUGAGGAGGAGUUUGUGGGUGGGGCCAGUCGGUCCAGAGUUCGUUUGAUGGCCAAUCAGCUACAGGCAAAGCUGCAUGAAAGUUCAUCUACCUGCAGGACAUCUUCUUCUGCUGCUGCUGAUUUCCGUCGACAACAGGGGGAGCUAUCCAGCCUCCCUCCAGCCUCCCAACCAGCAGAAAGUCAGCCGACUGCAUCUCCAGUUCACUUGUCAUCAUGGAGGCCGAAAAAACGAACUCUUCAGCAGGAGCAGAUGAGUUUUCGAUUCAAACAGAAGCUCAAGGCUCAGGCAGUUCUCGAUGGGGACGAACAGGUGCCUGAGCAAGUACCUGAACAGUGCCUUCAAAUGUACACGGGUGGCGUGAGCUCACUGGCUGAGCAGAUAACCAGUCGUAUGCAGAGUCAGGAGGACGGUGGUGGGGUCUCUGCCAGCUGCAGUCACGUCUGUUUCUUCUGUAAGCAGAGGGUUUAUGUGAUGGAGCGUCUCAGUGCAGAGGGCUUGUUCUUCCAUCGCAGCUGCUUCCAGUGUGGUUCCUGCAGCAGUCCCCUCCGCCUGGCCUCGUACACAUAUGACCAGCACACCAGGAGGUUUUACUGCAUGCAACGCUCCGAAUGUCACCUAAGUGCUCAAGCCGUGAGGAAGAGGCCGACGCCAUCUGACAGAGCUACGUCACACCGAACGUCAAUCGGGUCCCAGAGCUCGGCGCCAUCUCUGUCUGACUCUCUGAUCUCAGCAGGCCGCCGACCAUCCUCAGCUGCUUCUCUAAUGGCGGCGACGCCGGAGAGGAUCGAGCUGGAAAUCUGGCACCGGUGCUCAGAGGUGGAGCUACAGGAGGAGCUGGAGGAGGUUUCCGAGGAGGUCCUGAACCUAUUCAACCUGAGCACCGACAAUCAGACAGGGUCCAGGUCCAGAAGUUCAGAGUCAGAUAUGGAGGAGGAGGCAGAGGGAGGAGGCUGUGUAACCUCAGACGAGACGAGAUCUUCAUCGAGAGAAACGCUGCAGCUUUACCUGAAAGUCCAGGAGGAGGAGGAGGAGGAGGAGGAAGGCAGUGGCAUGGAGUCCAGCGAUGAGGGGGAGUACGACCCCUGGGAGAUGGAGCGCCGUUCGGGCUUAUGGCUCCUGUUAGAGGAGGAGACAGAGGCGGAGCUUGCUCCUUACAGCUCUGACACACCUGUUCAGCCUGACUCCACCUCUUCCAUUAACUCAUCUGUGACUCCACACCCUGUCGCCACCACCGCCAGCACAGCCUCCUUCAUCACCACACCUGACUCCCCUCACAUUGAGGAUGGAGCCAGAGCGCCACUCAAACCUGCCAUUGUCAUGGAGACACCUGCUGCCAGUGGGCGGGGCUCAUUUGACAACAUCACACCUGAACUGCCGCAAAAUAGGCCCCUCCUCCUGCAAGAGAAAGGGGAGGGGUCAGAGGAGGACCCAGGGACAUUUAGGAGGAAGAGGAGGACGACGAGACGGCGAGAAGCUCAUAGCCUCCCCCCUAGACUCCUCUUCCCCCCCCUGCAGCCUGGGGGCAGGGCUCUCCUCUUUAAGAUGCUCAGAGAGGCUCCUCCCCCUGGGGAGAUGGAGCUGGGAGGGGUUGGAGCCAGAAAUCUAUUAAAGACUGUGUUUUCUGGAAACAAGAAUGAGCAGAAGAAGAAGGGGGGUGGGACUUUACCUGCAGAGAGGGCGAAGGAGAAAACAGCCAGUCAGAGAUUCACAGAUGUGAGAGCAGAGGUGUCAGAUCUUGAUUCAUCCACCGUGUUGCAGAGAUGUUCCCCGAAGCCCCAAAACAACCUGCGUUUGGAGUUGCUUGACCUGACCAAUGAAAUUCAGAGGGUUGCCAUCGAGGAGGAGGAGAAGAACCAGGAGCCGCCAUACGUUCCUCACGCUCUGGCUUUCAAACGAUCAUACGCCAUCAAGAGACGCCCCCUAAAAGACAGAGUCCCGCUACAGGACUCUGACGGCCAGUCUUCCUGCCCCACGGAGGUGGUGGGGGUCGUGGUCCAGCCGAAGGAGGCAUCCAGUUUGAGCGUGAAGGAAACCAUGUUCCAGAGGGAGCGUGAGGAUGACGACGAUGACCUGGACACCAGAAUCACGCGACGGGUUCAGAGAGCCGCAAGGAGACAGGCCAAACAGGAAGAACUGAAAAGACUCCACAAGGCCCAGAUGAUCCAGAGGCAGCUGCAGCAGGUGGAAGAGAAACAGAGGCAGCUGGAGGAGAGAGGAGUGAUGGUGGAGAAAGCUCUGAGGGGAGAAGCAGAUUACUGGGGAGAAUCCAGCCAAAGCGCAGACAUGGAGCUUCACCUGGGAGGGCUCGGGAAACUGGAUAAUCCGCCGCUGAUGCAGCAGUGGUUCCAGCUGGUCCAGCAGAAGAACGCUCUGGUCCGAUAUGAAGCUGAGCUCAUGAUCUUCGCCCGAGAGCUGGAGCUGGAGGACCGGCAGAGUCGCCUGCAGCAGGAGCUCCGAGAGAGGAUGGCUGUGGACGACCACCUGAAGGACGAGGAGCAGCUGGCUGAGGAGCGUCUGAUCCUGGAGGAGAUGCUGGAGGUGGUUGAGCAGAGAGACUCUCUGGUGUCCCUGCUGGAGGAGCAGAGACUGCAGGAGCGACAGGAAGACAGGGACCUGGAGCAGCUGAUGGUGUCCGGAGGACUGGGACUCACCUGGACCUGAGGCGGUCAGACUUUCUGUCUCACCUGUCAGAGGUCUUUAAACCCACCUGGACGCAGGCAGGGAUGAUAUGUUUAAAACUGCAAACUGUCGAGUUGACCUGAGGAGAGUCUGGUUUAGUGCAGGUAAACAGUCCAGGUGGAGAGAAACAAUUACAUUUAUUAACUUUUUAAAACUGAUUCAUAAAAACUACCCACGAGCAGAAACAGGAUGUCUUAGUCUGAAAUCAGCUGACCUCUAAUGUUUCCUUAGAAGUUAGUCAUCAGAGCAGCUUGAUGGAUUAAAUCCAGCAGAACCCAAACAGAUACAGGAUGGUCUGAACUGAACCAUCCAAUCAGGUGUGAUGAUGUCAUUCACGCCAGAGAAGAUGGGAAAAAACCUCCACUUUUCUGACUGCAGGAGUUAGUACUAAUGCUAACAGCCUGUAUUAGCUAUAGUGAUGGAACACUGACAUGGCUGCUAGCCAAUACCAUGCUACUGCUACUGCUAACCAGCUACCAUAACCCACUGUUGCUACCUGGAGUAAAAGUAAGCUAAUCUAAAUGAAGAUGUGUUUGUGCAGCUUGUCCUGGUGCAGAGUUUAAAUAUCUCUAACUCCUCGAGAGAGAACACAAAGGUGGACUUUAGCUCUCAGUGCUGAGCUAUCUUAAAACUCCAUUCUUUCUACUGACAACAGGGGUAAACUCCUCUGAUCUGAGCUCAGUAAACUCUUUCCUGAGGAGUUUACAGUCUCAGAUGCUAGUUAAUUAAUUACAUGCUGUGUGUCAAAUGUUUGAAUACAGUAGAAUAGCAUAGCCCUUUACUGUCAUUGUACAUGCACAACAAAAUUGUGGAGGCUCCACCCCAGCAGUCAGGAGUAAAAUAUAAAAACUAGACAGCAAGAGUUCAAGAACUCAAAAGUGGGCUCAAUAGGCAGGCAGACUAAUAAAUCAAAUUAAUUCUACUAGAAACUGGUUGUCUACAGGAACUGGACCCAUUCCUAAUAUUUUAGAUAUUAAACCUGAUAUUAAAACAUUUAAAACAGUGUAUUUAAAUCCUUUGAGGCCGAACCCUCUGGUCUCAUAUCACUGUUUUUAAAACUCUUUUAUAAAGUUUAGGAACUCUUAAAAUAAGCUAAGACUCACUAAAGAUGUUUGAGCAUUUCACAAACUUUAAUAUUUAAUAAAAAAAAUGUUUUAAAACAUCCGAUGAACCAUGUGACCCAGCCUCAAUGACAUUUUUAUCUAAUUGAUUAUUGAUUGUGCCAUCAGAUCACCUGUGUGCCUUACCUGCCACCUGAUCAAUAACAUGUGUUCAUGCGGCGAUGAUGGUUAUUACUGUAACUCUGUGCUGUGAAAUAAACCUCUCAUUUCUGACA